Molecule: messenger RNA, 864 nt
Organism: Cylicocyclus nassatus
Lineage: Eukaryota; Metazoa; Nematoda; Chromadorea; Rhabditida; Strongylidae
Source: the annotation of a GenBank genome assembly
AUAUGUUUUCAGCAACCGUCUUCUACAGGAAAAUGGGUCAUAAAGGAAAGCAUGAGAAUGGGGAAAAUAAUAACGAUGUGGCUUAUAUGACUGAAGAUGGUAUCCCUUCUGAGAAUGGGAUGCACGCAAAAGCGAUCAAAGGAAAAUCAAGGCCCUCUGAUGGUAGAUAUGCGCUGUAUCUGGUACGGAAACCUAUAGAGGUUACGCCGGAAGAUUUGUCAAAGGCAAGUAUUUCUAUAGAAGCAUGUGUCGACAAUGAGCAAAAAAUCACCAUAGGUAGUAAUGAUUUUGUCGUUCGAGGAGCUGCAUUGCCUUCACAAACGUUUCACAUACCAGCUAGUGUCUUGCAUGCAUCCGAUGCUUCAUCUUCUUUGGAAGCUGGUAAGGUCAUAGGCUCUAUAGUGAUAUCGAGAGCAGAGUUCCACUCGACAGACGGCAUCUAUGAAGAAGGGCACGAUGUUCCGCUCGAUCUUCUACAAAACCUCCCACUCAGACACAUAAAAAAGAAGGUCUCCCGUAAGGGAAUCAAGCAUCUACGACAACGAUUGUGUGCGAAUGGUGUGAAAAGGUUAAGUAGUAGUGGUAGUGCUGCUGCGCAAUGAGGCGAAAAAAUGGGCUACUAGGUUGUUUUCCAAAGGAUCUGUGAUAUCUUUGCUCUGUUCACCAUUUCUUGUUAUUUCCUCCAUAUAUGAAGGAUCUGUUCACUGUUAUUUUCUUCAUGUGUAGGAGAAUUGUUAAUUGGAUGUCUAUAAUAAUUUGUUUUUUUUUGUAUCUAUGAUUAUUUGCUUGUCACUACUAGAAUGAAAAAAAUGCAGUCUUCUUUUGCUAUUGUUCAAUCGGGAGCAGUCACCAUGCUAUGCCUUC